This is a messenger RNA of Austrofundulus limnaeus, 3506 nucleotides long. RefSeq names its product phospholipid-transporting ATPase ID. Lineage: Eukaryota; Metazoa; Chordata; Actinopteri; Cyprinodontiformes; Rivulidae. Bases 234 to 3356 code for a protein of 1040 amino acids. Gene Ontology annotation, biological process: phospholipid translocation; Golgi organization. The record is from RefSeq and is a predicted model, not a curated record. The transcript is spliced from 26 exons. Gene Ontology annotation, cellular component: trans-Golgi network; plasma membrane. Gene Ontology annotation, molecular function: magnesium ion binding; ATPase-coupled intramembrane lipid carrier activity; ATP binding.
CUGGUAGGUGCAGGAGGAGAUCCAAAUACUUCAUUCAUGAAACUGAAACCUGAUUAAAAAUUCUCUCACCUCUACAAUACUUCACCUGCUGAGACAGCGCCUGCAGUUAAAUUCCUUCGGCCAUUUGUUUAGUUAGUGGUGGACUUGGUUUUACUUUUUUUUUCUUUUUCCAGGACUUAAAAACAAUUAAACCUUGUGCUUGAGGUGUUGACUAUGGAAGCAGGCAACUAAAGAUGGGGUCGGUGACGUCGCGCUUUGGCAACUUGUGUGGGAAAGAGAAAAAGCAAGAGGAGGAGAGACACCUGCGAGCWAACGACAGACAGUUCAACCUGACUUUUGACUACGCUAACAAUGCCAUCAAAACCUCCAAAUACAACAUUUUCACCUUCCUGCCUCUCAACCUGUUUGAGCAGUUCAGGCGUCUCGCUAAUGCUUACUUCCUCUUCCUUCUUCUCCUUCAGCUCAUCCCACAAGUCUCCUCUCUGUCCUGGUUCACCACGGCCGUGCCUUUGAUCCUGGUACUGUCUAUGACUGCAGUCAAAGACGCCAGCGAUGACAUUAACAGACACAGAUGUGACAGGCAGGUGAAUAACCGGCAAGUGAGCAUCCUUGUGGAAGGAGAGUUGAAAAAAGAAAAAUGGAUGAAUGUUCAGGUUGGAGAUAUAGUCAAACUGGAGAGUGAUCACUUUGUCACAGCAGACCUUCUGCUGUUGUCCAGCAGUGAGCCUCUUAAUCUUGUCUAUGUGGAAACAGCUGAGUUAGAUGGUGAAACAAAUCUAAAGGUCAAACAGGCCCUGACUGUAACUGGUGAGCUGGGAGACAACAUUGAUGCUCUUGCUGCCUUCAGAGGUGAAGUUCAGUGUGAGCCUCCCAACAACCGUUUAGACAAGUUCAAAGGAAACCUGACCAUAAACGGACAAACUUACGGCCUGGACAACGAUAAAGUCCUGCUCAGAGGAUGUACUCUGAGAAACACAGAGUGGUGCUUCGGUCUGGUCAUCUUCGGAGGUCCUGACACAAAGCUCAUGCAGAACAGUGGAAAAACAACAUUUAAACGGACCGGCAUUGAUCACCUGAUGAAUGUCCUGGUGUUGUGUAUUUUUGCCUUCCUGGUGACUAUGUGCUUCAUUCUGGCCAUCGGCAACGCAAUCUGGGAGGUGAGGGAGGGCUCUGUGUUCACCGYGUUUCUCCCUCGUGAAGCGGGCGUUAACGCUGCCCUGUCAUCUUUCCUGUCCUUCUGGUCCUACGUCAUUGUCCUCAACACGGUGGUCCCCAUUUCCCUUUAUGUUAGUGUGGAGAUUAUCCGCCUUGGGAACAGCUWCUACAUAAACUGGGACAGGAAGAUGUAUUACCCCAAAAAUGACACUCCUGCUCAGGCGAGGACCACCACACUCAACGAGGAGCUGGGCCAAAUUAAAUAUAUCUUCAGUGAUAAGACCGGCACCCUGACGCAGAACAUCAUGACUUUUAAUAAAUGCUCCAUUAAUGGCAAAAAUUAUGGGGAGCUGUUUGACUUUUCUGGACAAAGAGUUGAAAUAACAGAGAAAACACAAAAAGUGGACUUCUCCUGGAACCARCUGGCAGAUCCAAAUUUCAUCUUUCACGAUUACAGUCUGUUAGAGACCUUAAAAGAGGGAAACCCGGAGGCUCAGGCCUUCUUCCGCCUGCUGGCUCUGUGUCACACCGUCAUGCCUGAGGAGAAGAAAGAGGGGGAGCUGAACUACCAGGCUCAGUCUCCUGAUGAGGGCGCUCUGGUGACCGCGGCGAGAAACUUUGGAUUUGUGUUCCGCUCGCGCACACCAGAGACCAUCACARCCAUGGAGAUGGGCAGAAAGGUCACAUACGAACUUCUGGCUGUUCUGGAUUUUAACAAUGUGCGCAAAAGGAUGUCAGUAAUUGUACGAAGUCCUGAAGGUAAACUGACUCUGUACUGUAAAGGAGCAGACACCAUCAUCUAUGAACGGUUACACCCCUCCUGUAAAAAGCUGAUGGAAGUUACGACAGGACACCUUAACGAGUAUGCAGGGGAUGGCCUCCGCACUCUUGUUUUGGCCUACAAGGACUUGGAGGAGAGCUACAUGGAGGGGUGGAGACAGCGCCACCAUGAGGCCAGCACAGCCAUGGAGGGACGAGAGGAGAGACUCGAUGAACUUUAUGAAGAGAUCGAGAAAGACAUGAUUCUGCUGGGAGCAACAGCUGUGGAGGACAAGUUGCAGGACGGUGUGCCACAGACCAUUGAACAGCUGGCUAAAGCUGACAUCAAAAUCUGGGUGUUAACUGGAGACAAACAAGAGACGGCAGAAAAUAUCGGUUAUUCCUGCAACAUGCUCAGAGAAGAGAUGAAGGAUGUUUUCAUCGUGGCUGCAAACACAGCCGAAGGAGUCAAAGAGGAGCUGCAGUAUGCCAGAAGAAAAAUGAGUCCAGAAGCAGCAGACGAGCCGUCAGUGAUCAAAGCUCGGGCAGGUUUGUUUUGGCUGCAGAAGACAGUGUAUGACGAGUGGUUCAUCACGUUGUACAACUUGAUGUACACAGCUCUUCCCAUCCUCAGCUUGUGCCUCUUUGAACAGGAUGUAAACGACCGCUGGAGCUUCCAGUACCCUCAGCUCUACUCUCCCGGCCAGCAGAACAUGUACUUUAGUAAAAAAGCCUUUGUGCGCUGCAUGAUGCACAGCUGCUACAGCUCCCUAAUCCUUUUCUUUAUCCCGUGGGCAGCCAUGCAUGACACAGUUAGGGAUGACGGCAGAGAUAUUGUAGACUAUCAGUCGUUUGCUUUACUGGCACAGACCUGUCUGCUUGUAGCGGUGAGCGCGCAGCUGUGUCUGGACACACAUUACUGGACAACAGUGAACCAGCUGUUUGUGUGGGGCAGCCUGGCUAUGUACUUUGCUGUCACAUUCACCAUGUACAGCAGCGGCAUGUUCCUCAUCUUUACCUCCGUUUUCCCUUUCACUGGCACAGCAAGGAACUCUUUAAAUCAGCCAAAUGUGUGGCUGACAAUCUUCCUGAUCUCUCUUCUUUGCAUUUUGCCAGUGGUGGCUCUCCGUUUUGUUCUCUUACAGAUUCGUCCAACUAUCAAUGACAAGGUGAGAAAUCUGGUGCGAGAGGAAGUGCUGCCAUCGCCCGCGCCUCGCCGCCCACCUGCCCGGCGCAUCAGCACCCGUCGGUCAGGUUACGCCUUCUCCCACUCCCAGGGUUAUGGCAACCUGGUAACCUCUCAGCGGUUCCUGCUCAAGCGGCCCAUGAAGCCUCGGUCCCUCCUUUUCACCCAGACAGACUYAGGCCUGGCUGAAAAUAAACCCCAGCAGUACCGCACCAUAUCUGAGGAGCCGGAGGAGUCACGGAGCUCGCAGUGUUAGGAGACAUGCAGAGGCUUUAUUGAGCUCAGGGUAGAAAUCGCAGUCUUGUAAGGUUUCUCUGUCAGGGUGUAACCCUUAAAGUAGACAUAUCCUGCUUUUAAAUCCUUCCCUUUUAUAUUUAAAUCAAUCAGUUGGGGGUCUAAAGUGAAA